Molecule: messenger RNA, 2724 nt
Organism: Stereum hirsutum FP-91666 SS1
Lineage: Eukaryota; Fungi; Basidiomycota; Agaricomycetes; Russulales; Stereaceae
Product: kinesin-domain-containing protein
Exons: 9
Coding region: 1-2724 (907 amino acids)
Biological process (GO): microtubule-based movement
Cellular component (GO): nucleus; kinesin complex; microtubule
Molecular function (GO): microtubule motor activity; microtubule binding; ATP binding
Source: RefSeq, a predicted model, not a curated record
AUGAGAAUCAACACAACAAACCAGGCAUUCCUCCGCAUUCGCCCCCAUCUCAAUGAUGGACCUUCAACAUCAGUGCCCUAUCUUGAACAUCUUACCGAUGUCUCUGUUAGAAUGUCCGACCCUGCUCAGGAUGAGAUUCAGAAUGCUCCCUCCCGAAAUCGUUUCCGGCCAUCCGUAGUGCCACAACCAUCCAUCUAUAGCUUCUCCCAUGUCUUCCCCGACUCGUCACUUCAGUCUGAGUUCUUCAAAAAGACCACUCUGCCACUCGUGCGAGGCCUCCUCGAUGGCGAGAAUGGCUUGCUAUUUGCCUAUGGUGUUACGAACUCCGGGAAGACGUACACCAUGCAAGGUGGCUCCGAACCCGGUUCUGCUGGUAUUCUUCCUAGGACGCUUGAUGUGAUAUUCAAUAGUAUUGAGGGAUUGCAAAGUAACUCAAAGGCAAGCACACCCCAUCGGCCUGUCCGACUCCAUGGUAUCGAAUCCGGUGACGGAUCCCUUGAAAUGUCCACACGAGGUCCAUCUCUGGACACCAUCGAUGAGCCCAUUUUAGCAGAAGUCCUCGCUGAACAUCUUGAGGAGAACGUAAACCUCGAUACGGACAUCGACCCAACUGUACUCUCCGUCGAUCGUAACCACGAAUAUUCUAUCUGGCUCUCCUACUCGGAGGUCUAUAACGAGAAGAUCUACGACCUCCUUGCCGACGUAGAGGAUGCCAAUGCUGGUUCGCGUCAAUCCCGACGCCCGGUUCUGUUGACGAGGAAAGCUUUGCCUAUCAAACCUUCGCCUCCUUCUGACGGGUGGGACGGACCCCCGGGUACGAUGGCGGGGAAGUAUGUCUCGGGUCUGAAGCACAUUCGAGUGAACAAUGCGGGGGAGGCGAAGACCCUUGUGAGGUUGGGGCAGUUGCAUAGGAGGGUGUUUGGGACAUUGGCGAACAGUCAGAGUAGUCGCAGCCACGGAAUGGUGACGAUCAAAUUACUUCGGAAGCAUCGUGGUGAACCAGACGAACCGGCCUCUUUCAACACAUGCCGCCUUACACUCGUCGAUUUGGCUGGUUCAGAACGCACUAAACACACACAAACGACUGGUGAUCGCCUCAAGGAAGCGGGCAACAUCAACAAGUCUCUCAUGGUCCUUGGCCAAUGCAUGGAGGUUAUGCGUGCUAACCAGCGUCGUGUGGCUCAGAGUCUCGGCGGUCCAAAGCACCAGCGUUCGGACACCCGUGAUGUCAAGAAAUCAUUGGCGGUCGUGCCGUUCCGCCACAGCAAGCUUACUGAGGUUCUUAUGGAUUACUUCACGGGCGAUGGUCGAGCAGUUAUGAUCGUCAAUGUGAACCCUUACGAUACGGGCUACGACGAGAAUUCUCACGUCAUGAAAUUCGCCGCUCUUGCGAAGGAAGUCUAUACCGCUGCACCGGCCCAGAGAGUACCACCUACGCCGAGCAAGACUUUGAUCCCUCAACGCGCCGCUGCAAAGAGUCGCGAAGUCGUUCCACACCGUCGAACAGUCACGCUGUCGACUGAAGGACACGGUGGGAGGAAACCCAGCAAGGCGGAAGUGGAGAUUGUCGAAGAGGACGAAGAAACGUCGGUCGAAGAUGACUUUGACGAUGAACCGUUAAACCCGCUGGUCGAAGCCUUGUUUGACGAGCUUGAAGUGAUGCGUAUGCAGGUUUAUAAUGCAGAGAUGCGCUGCGCAAUCAUCGAAGCCGAGACACGUGAGGAAGUCAUGCAAGAAAUGGAGGAGAGAAUCCGAAAUAUGGAGAAGAUGUUCGCUCGGCGGUUGAUGAACGAGGUCGAGCAACAUGAGAUGAAGAUAGAUGCCAAGAUAGAUAUGCUACAUCAGUCUGGUCUCUUCGGAAAGACUCCUGGCAAGUCCAGACGGGUAUUGGAGGACCUGGAGGAUGAGGAAGAUGUUGAGAUGAGUAUUGUACAGGAAGAUCCGUCUGAGGAAGAAGACGAAUCCGAGAUGAGCUCGAACCGCUCCGAAUCUUUGUCCCCUCUGGCAGGCAAAAGCAAGUCCGCGUCGAAUAGGUUCCCUAAGCAGUCUGUUCGACGCUCUGAGAUCCGCGUGCCCAUGUCUUCUGGACCGGAGCCCGAGCACAUCAUUCUUCCGUCAGAUGACGAGGACGCUGAAGACACAGGCACGGAGACGGAAAGUCGGGUGACUGAGAGUGUGGGAGACGAGGACAGCGAGGAGGAGACGGAGGAUGAUGAGGGGGAAGACGAUGAUGGGAAAGAAACGGAUGAGGAAGAUUGGGUCCCUGAGUCCUCCAAGGGGCAGCCAACGCCGAAAGCAAAAGCGCCAGCAAAAGGUCCUCCGCCGCGCACAAUACUGCCACACUCUCCUCUGAAGCAGCUCCCCCCUAUGAUCUUCAAAGAGGAUACUGCGCCUCUGCCACCCCAGACAGUCAAAGCGAAAAGGACCUCGACUCGCAAGGGGCAAAGCGACGUUUCGGAGAUAACCGACGAUAUGGGCAAACUCGCCGUUGAUCCAAGUUCUUCUACAGCGGACAGCGGCCGCCGAAUUUCUAAUCGCCGCUCUUCUCGUACGAGCAAUCCCUCCAAGGCUAAAGCACCACCUGUGUCCCGUCAACCUCGUAAUGAUGAUGACACCGAGCCGGAGGAUGAUGAGGAUUACGACGACUCUGCGAUCAUUGUGCCACCCAAGAACGUUUCGAAGAAGUCUGCGCAGGGAAAAACUGUGCAGAAGAAGACACGGUAA